GGCUUUGAAUGGUCUGGACUCUUAAUUUAAGUCGAAGAUGAGUGCUACUUUUGUUUUCCUUAUUACUGCAAGCCUCUAUAGUUCUAGUGCAGAACUUAUCACCCACUCAAUGUCAAGAGUGCAAAAAUAUGACCUAAAAAUUGUACCGCCGGCAAACAUACAAGCAACAAAGAACGUUCGAAGUCUGUCCCAUUGUGCAGCUACCUGUAACCGGAAUAGACAGUCCUGUCUCUCCAUACAGUAUCAAGCAGAGGCUUCCCUGUGUCGGUUGGUCUCUGUACGUUUAAAUGACGAGGAGGUUUUAGAAGAACAUGGUUCAAGUGGUUGGAAAUAUUAUGAACGCAACAUGGAAUGUUUCGACUGGCACAUAUUCAAUGGCCACGCAUACCAACUGGACAUCACCACAAGGAAUUUUACUUCGGCUCAGAAAUUUUGUGCAUCUCUUCUACCCACGUCACAUGUUAUAGAAAUUGAAUCCAACGCUGAAAACAACUGGAUUGUGGAACUAGCAACAAGAUAUUGUAACGUCAAAUCGGAAAUCUGGAUUAAUUUGUAUGACAGCUUCAACACGCAACCGUACACUUGGUUGGAGAGCGGGCAGUCGGCCGUCUACACCAACUGGGCCCCGGACUCCCCGUCAGACUUUGAAGAGAAGUGCGCCACGUUUUCUACGUCGGCUGGGGGGACCUGGAAUGACGUCGUAUGUGAGCUGUUAGCUCCCGUGGUGUGCGAGCGGGAUCUUUAAUGAAACUUGUAAUUGAGCAAACUGAUAAAAUAUGGUACAACUGUACAUAAAUGUUAAAGUCAUCAAACAAUUCAGAGAGACAUACUAGGAUUGUAUUCUAUCAAUUUUAAUGUACAUUUCUUUAACUACUGCAUGUGUUUAUGUAUUUGAAUAUUUACAUGCUAUAACAAAAUAAAUAUACGUUGAUGCUA
Molecule: messenger RNA, 936 nt
Organism: Magallana angulata
Lineage: Eukaryota; Metazoa; Mollusca; Bivalvia; Ostreida; Ostreidae
Product: C-type lectin BpLec-like
Exons: 4
Coding region: 38-745 (235 amino acids)
Molecular function (GO): signaling receptor activity
Source: RefSeq, a predicted model, not a curated record